Molecule: messenger RNA, 2137 nt
Organism: Bufo bufo (common toad)
Lineage: Eukaryota; Metazoa; Chordata; Amphibia; Anura; Bufonidae
Product: complement factor H-like
Exons: 10
Coding region: 220-1509 (429 amino acids)
Source: RefSeq, a predicted model, not a curated record
CUACUCACAAAUGUAGAUCCCUCAAAAUGAAAAUCCCCACAGCUUUCAGGUCCAGACCAUAGGAACACUCUGCAGGCAAAGCUGAAAUUUAUUUACCGCAUCAAAGAUUGCAAAAUCUGUAGAAAAAGAGAACUAAUAACAGAUAUUAAAGGGCAGAAUUAGCCAGGCAUCUUGUAUUUUUCAAUCAAGGAGAGAUCAACUUCCUACAAUCCUCCUAAGAUGCCUAGACUGGACCUCAUCAUUGGUAUGGUAUCACUUACUUUAUGCUGUUAUUCUGCAGUGCCAUCCGAUAAAGCUAUGUGUGCAAAACCACCAAAAAUAGAUAAUGCAAUUUUGCUGGGCAACUGGGAUGAAGAAACCUACCCACAUGGCCAGAUGGCAUUUUACAGUUGUGACCUUGGAUAUUUUAACGGGAGAAGUAAAAUGGUUUGUGUGGAUGGAAAAUGGGAGUCCUUAUAUAACAGACAAUGCAAAAAGAAAUCAUGUGGUCAUCCUGGAGAUACACCCUUUGGCACAUUCGAACUAAUAGAAGGAGAUGAGUUAGUAUUUGGAGCUGUGGUGGAAUACACUUGUGAUGAGGGGUAUCAGAUGGUGAGCAAGCAUAAAACUCGAGUAUGUUCUGACAUUGGUUGGACAAAUGAACCUCCUCACUGUGAAGCUCGCCUAUGUCCGCCAGUGAGGGACGACAGUGUAAGAGUCCUGUCAUACGUGAAUGAUGAUGAAUAUACUAUAGGCCAAGUUAUAAACUUUGAAUGCAAAAAUCCAAAUUAUAAGCUUAAUGGGCCAAAUCAGAUUUAUUGCACUGGAAAUGGAACAUGGAAUGUGGAUCCUCCAACUUGUAAAGGGGCAUGCACUGUACAGGAGAAUGACAUGAGAAUAAACAACAUACAGCUAAAGAAUAAUCAUAUUGUACAUUAUGAAGAUAAUGAGACUGUUCAGUUUGAAUGUGUUUCUGGAUAUCAAAUAUCAGAUCCAACAAAGCUACAAACACAAUGUGAAAGCAGCAUUCUGAAAUACCCAACCUGCCACAAGAAAGUGAUCGUGGACCAGUACCGGGUAAAUGCCAAGAAGCGUCUAUCAGUAAAUCUACAAUGUGGCAAACCUCCACAGAUACCACAUGGAGAAAUCACAACACCUUUAAGAGCCAUAUACCGUCCAGGGUCGUCAGUGCAAUACAGUUGUCCAUCCUUUUUCACAAUUGAGGGUUUUAAAAAGAUCCAUUGUGUAGGUGGAAUGUGGGGAAAUCCUCCCAUUUGUCUUGAGCCAUGUACUACAAGUGAUACAAAGAUGAAUGAGCAUCAUAUUAUGUUGUUAUGGGACAAAAAUAAAAAAAAUCGCUGCGUCAAGGAUGUUCAAAAAGAAAAACUAGCCAAAAAGUGUUAUGCUAAACAUAAUCAGUCAAUUCGAUUUACGUGUCUUCCUGGAUAUAACAUAUCUAAUUCCAAAGACCUAACGAGCAAGUGCAACAGAGGGAUUAUUUCAUAUCCUACAUGCUUCCAGGGAAAGUGAACAAAUUCCACACGAGAAUCUGGAUUCUGAAAUAAAUGAAUAUAGUAUAUGGAGAAUUAUAUAAUGAAACUGCUGUUACUUAAGCAAGAAAUCUGGUGAAGAGGAAACAAAAUAUAAUGUCUGCUGUUUAAAACAAAUUAUUAAAGCUGUUACCUGUUAUCUCUCCUGACGUCUCUGUUGUAGUAACUACUUAUGUUCCCCGUUUAAUAAUUAUUCUAUUCUUAUGUCUUUUCGAUGCGCCGUUCCUCUGUCAUUUUUACUAGAAGUUUGAGUGAAUUGUCAGCAGCUUGCAGUAAAGGUACAGGUGGAUGUUACCAGUAGGGUGGGGGGGGGGGGCCCUGCAGAGUCUACUGAUUGGACAGAAUCACGCACUCCCACUACUGGUAACACCCAGCAGUCCCUUUACUGCAGACUGCUGCCAAUUUAUUUGUAAAUUCUAGCAGGAAUAAUAAUACAGGAAAAGCACAAUACAGGGUCAUAAGAAUAGAUGCUCCAAAAUUGGUACUACAUGGGGAAUGCAAGUAGUUACUAAAGCAGACAUGUCAGGAGAGGUGAAGGGUCCUCUUUAAAACAUACUUCUGGAUCAUGUGCUUCAGCUAUUUCAUAAUAAAUACAUUUAAAGUUUCUU